AUGGAGGAACGUAAGCGAGUUAAAGUGACGUGGAGCGAUGACUUAAGUCACAAUUCUGAAGAGGAAAGAGAGCGCGAACGUCAGGCACAGCUCGAGCGUGAGCUAGCGCAGCUUCCAGUCAAGCCAGUUUACGAGCCAGAAGAACUUCAGAAUCUGGUCUCCUACAUAAUGGAUAUAACCACACUCUAUGAUCUACGCGAUGAAGACUGGAACGAUGAAACGAAAGCGGGUAUAGAAGACUGGAUCACAGAACCACGAGCUCUUAUUUUAUGCAUCUACUUCAAAGGAGACAAACUAAAAGCCGCGUCUGAUAUUCCUCUGUCCCCUGUCUAUGAUCUGAUGUAUUUUAUAAGACAACCUGACUUCGUUUUCAAGGCUGAAACGUUUCAUGAUGAUAUCGUUUUCGGCACGUUUGUCGAUUCCGUGGAAUCGAAUAUGAUUAAGAUAUUGGAGUGCGUGUACGCUCCAUACUUCUUUGCAAUUAGAACUUGGCCAGAUAGUGUCAAAAGUGAGUUCUGCUCCCAACUACACACAUUUCUGGCUAAGCUAACUGACAUGUACUAUAAAAUGCUUGGACUUACCGUCUUAUACAUACCUCGAGAGGGUCAAGACCUCUCCUUUGAGAAAGCAAGCGCUGACAGAGAACUGGUGAAGCGGCUGGAAGGUGUAGUGGUAUAUUGGACACACCAGAUAAAAUCCUGCAUCGAAGAUCAGUCUUCGGUUGCUUCACAAAAAGAGCUCUUAUGUCCAAGUGAUGAGUACGACUUUUGGGUGUACCGACAUGAGAACCUAAGUGCUCUUCUCUAUCAAUUACGUAACCCAGCAGUAAAGCAUAUCACGAAAAUAUUAGUAACAACGCAUUCCACUUUCAUUCAUCAAUUUCAAGCGCUCUGUGAUGAAAUUAACCAGAAGAUUAAAGAAGCUACAUCCAAUAUAGAAUUCCUUCAAGUCAUUAAACAGCCCUGUGCUAUACUGGAAUGUGUUGAAGACCCGGAUGAAAUAUGCAAUCACAUUCCGCAGAUCAUUAACUUAUUUCGAGUUAUCUGGAUGGAGUCCCCAUACUACAAUAGCGAAACGCGUAUAACAAAUCUGUUUAAAGCCUUGAGCAAUCAAAUUAUAAUUCUCUGUCGGAACUAUAUAAAACUAGAGGAUCUCUUUGAUGGACAAACCAAAAAAGCCCUGGGCGAAUUCAGCAAGUGUAUAGAUUGCUGUAAAAGAUACAGGGAGAUAUAUGACCUGAUGGCGGAAGCUCAUAGCGAAGUAAAUCCUGGAACUUGGGAGUUGGAUACUGGCUCGAUAUUUAAUUAUAUCGAUUCCUUUGUGCAGCGAUGUUUCGACAUGCUGGAUGUUUGUAACUGCAUGAUAAUAUUUGGAAGGAUUGAUGAACUAGAAGUUAUUCAUAAGCCAAUGUUUGCCGGUGCUCGUGGGGAUCAAUUUGAAGCAAAAUGCGAUCAAAUAGAACACAUGUUCCAUGACGCAUUGGAUCAAGUUAGAGCGGUUGCUGAUACCAUUUUAGAUGUUCAGGCACCUUCGUGGUAUGACGACGUUCUUCAGUUCAGAACUGUUAUUAAAGACAUUGAGAUCAUUAUAGAAAAUCUAGUAGAAACAGUGUUUGAAGGUGUGAAUCAUGUCGAAGAAGCUGUUGUCGCCCUAUAUUCGCUACAUAAUUAUUCGAAGCGUAAAAGCCUGAGACGUAUCUUCAAGAGAAAGACUGCUGAAGUCUGGGCCAUGUUCAGCGACGAAGUACAAGAAGCUAAGAAGGAUAUGGUAUCAGCUCGCGGCCAGUAUCCGUCCGACUUGCCCUCGUUUUCUGGCAGAGCAGUUGUACUUCGUAUGAGGAAGAAUAGACUAGCGUAUUUGAAGAAGGUAAUGACGGACGCUUCAGUUUGGUUGAUGGCGUGCAGCAACUCUGAAGAUGUGAUCAUGCACGUCAAUAGACUCAUGGGUGCUAUUGACGUCGCAAUCAGAGAAUUGUGGAUAUCCUGGACGCAUAACUUGGAUGAAAAGUGCGGAGCAGGUCUGAACAAGACACUAAUGAGGAAAAGCGCUGAAAAUCCUGGACUUCUAGAAUGCAAUAUAGAUGUGAACAUUCUGGAACUGUGUAAAGAAGCACAUCAUUGGGAGAACUUGAAGUUGGAUAUCCCAUUGCAUGCUUAUGCUGUAUACAAUAAGAGCAAGACAGUAUUUUACGUGUACGAGAGUGUGCUAGCCGUAGUCAAGGGAUACAACAAGAUUUUAGACUCUUUAUCUGAAGAUGAACGCCUGCUGUUCAAGCCACUGACCACGGCAUGUGAGAAAAAGGUUCAACCAGGAAUUUUCAAGCUAACUUGGACCUCUACAAUGUCUGAUGCUUAUAUUGCCGAUUGUGUUACACAGAUUGGUGAACUUCAAGACUUUUUAACCACUUACAAAAACUGCAAUCUUAACUUAGUCAAAAUAAUGGAGCAAAUUUGUGAUACACCUCUUAUUGAAUUUGAUAUUUAUAAUGUAUUUGAAAUUCAAGUUCUUCGAGAAACGAUUCGAAAAAUGGAAACAGAAGCAGCAACUAAAAUAUUGGACAUGUAUAAAGAAAUAAUAAUUUAUAUAAUUAUUGUUUAUGAGGGUUUCGAAGCUUAUAUAGGACAGAUGGCGGAGCAUUGGGUUAAAUAUGUAAGGCGAUUUGAUCGCUUGAUGGAAGAUGCUUUGAGAUUAGCCAUCAAAGCCACAAUGCAAAAUAUGUACAAAUGCGUUCAUGGUGACGGUACCAUGGCUCCAUCACCGCUAAUAAAAAUGCAAUUGUAUUUAUCUGGUAAAAAUAUUGUUUACUUGCCAAGCCGAACUGAAAUAGUUGACUCUUUUACCACUGUUUUAGAAGAAAUCGUACAUAUUUUAAGUACAGUACCUAGAUUAUUUGAAAAAUUUGGUUUACCGGCUGGUGGUCUAAAAAAAUUCAACGAAGUAAUUAAAACUGAUGCCGAUACAAACAAGCUGCAAUCACUUAUUGAUACCGAAAUUGAAUACAACUUAACGCUAAUAAAUGACCAUAUUCGUAUGUGGGAUCCAUACUCCCAUAUUUGGAAAGUGGAUAAGGACGAGUUUAUGAUCAAAUACCGCGAGGAGCGACAUAAGGCUUCUGAUUUCGAUGAACUGAUAAUUAAUUAUAGCAACUUGGCGAACGCUGUGCAAAUUCAAGAGACAAUAAAUCAGAUACAUUUCAUCACGCUGAAUUCGAGUGAAUUGAAGAAGUCAAUAAUAGCGCAUUGUUUGGUUUGGCAAACUAAACUCGGCGAGCUUUUGAGAGUAAUCACCGAGGCUGACAUCGACGUUGUAUACGCGUACAUAGAAAAAAGCAGUGUAGAAGCUAUGACUAUGCCAGCUGAUUUGCAAGAGCUUGCUAGUGCAAUUGCUACGUAUGAGCGUUUACUGUCUGAAAUAGUUCCAUUUGAAAAAACAUUUCCACCAAUAACAGAUCAAAUGAUGACACUGGCCAAAUUUGAAGUUGAAGUGAGUUCAGAUAUGAUGACUCGUCACGAGAAUAUUCCAGUUGUUUGGGCGGAAUAUUUGAAUCUAUUGGAAGAAGCAAAGAAAGCGUUAGAAAUGAACAAGGAUAAAUUUAAAGCUGAGUUACUAGAACAAGCCGAAGUGUUCAAAGAAGCUGCAAAAGACUUUUGCGAAGAUUUCUAUAAAACUGCGCCUUGUAGUUCAGAUAUAAGCGGAAAAGAUGCUAUGGCACAGUUGAAGGCAUACAGAGAACAACUAAAUGCACUAAGAGCCCAAGAACAGCAAAUAAGAGAUGGACUUGCUGUCUUUAAUCUAACGACGCCAGUGAAUCUGGAUCUGCAAAGGAUGGAGAAAGAAUUGGAGAAAUUGGAAGAAGUAUGGGGAUUAGUUUUCCAAUGGGAGGAAUCGUGGGAGAAAUAUAAAACGCAAACGUUUUGGGAAAUGGAAACGGAUGAAAUGGAAGACAAUGUUAUGUACCUUUUUAGGAAUUUCAAUCGUCUUUCUCGUCAACUAAAAGAUAAAGGUUGGGAUAUUAUUGAUACCACACGUGUCAAAGUAGACGCUUUCCGGAGAACCUUGCCACUGAUUGGUGAUUUGAAAAAUCCAUGUAUGAGAGAACGACAUUGGGAUAGAAUUAAAACGCUUAUGGGCGUAGAAUUCGAUCAAAAUUCGGAAGAUUUUAAGUUAGAGUUGAUUAUGCGACUUAACUUUCAAGCGUAUGCUGAAGAUAUAGCUGAAAUAUCUAAUGCAGCUACAAUGGAACUUAAUAUUGAAAACGGUCUCAAAGCUAUUCGUGAGGUUUGGAAAAACACAACCUAUGAAAUGCAACAUCAUCGAGGUGAAAUGUAUAAAAUAAAAAAUGUUGAAGAUGUUAUGCAGUUCCUGGAAGACCAUCAAGUGCAACUGUCUUCAAUGAAAUCGACGAAAUACGUCGAGCCUUUUAUAAAAGAGGUUGAUUAUUGGGAGAAGUCGUUAGGAUAUGUAGCUGAAUGCAUAGAGAUCUCACUUCAAGUACAAAGACGUUAUCUCUAUCUCGAAAGUAUAUUCAGCGGGGAGGAUAUUCGAAAGCAAUUACCGAAUGAAGUUAAGAUUUUUGAUGCGCUUUGCAAUGACUGGACGGAAAUAACUAGCAAUAUGUACGCUGGAACAAAUGCAGUUGAAGCUUGCCUAUAUAAACCAGCCCCUUACUUAUUCAAUAAACUUAACACAAUGGUAGAUAACUUGGAUGGAAUAUUACGUGCCCUAGAAAAAUAUUUAGAAACCAAAAGACAACUCUUUCCAAGAUUUUACUUUAUAUCCAAUGACGAUUUGCUGGAAAUAUUGGGAAAUUCAAAAAAGCCGCAAUUGAUACAAGUUCAUUUGAAGAAACUUUUUGAUAACGUCAACAAAAUUAGGAUUGAUAAGAACGCUCUGGGUCUACCCGUAGCGAAAGCUAUGAUGUCUGACGAUGGUGAAUGCAUCGAGUGGAAAUAUAACUUGGUGCUGGAUGGGCCAGCUGAAGUGUGGUUACUUGGGCUAGAGAAUACUAUGAGAGUUGUGUUACGAGAGCAAUUGAUUUUAACAAGAGCUGCCUUGAGAAAGUGUCGCUAUCAACGAGAGCAAUGGAUCAACGAUUGGCCUGGACAGCUUGGAAUUACAUGCAGUAAGAUACAAUGGACAUCAGACUGCACUCGCACCUUGUGUCGGUGCGAAAUAAUGAAGGAGAAAAAACCUCUCAAAAAACUGCGCAAAAAGCAGAAUCAAAUCCUUAGCACGCUACAGUACAUGUCAAGGAAGGAGAUUAGUAAGAUUCUUAGGUGUAAAGUUAACGCGUUGUGCGUGAUUGAAAUACAUUCAAGGGACACUGUUGAUAGGAUGUAUAAAAUGGGCUGUAUGACAGUAACAGCAUUUGAAUGGUUUUCUCAACUGAAAUUCUACUGGGAUCGUGAGCGUGAGGAUUGUUACAUUAGACAGACAAACACUAACUCUAUUUAUACUUAUGAGUAUAUUGGCAAUUCUGGAAGACUGGUUAUCACACCUUUAACGGAUAGGUGUUACAUAACGCUAACAACCGCGUUGCACCUGUUCCGCGGGGGCAGUCCCCAGGGCCCCGCGGGGACGGGCAAGACGGAGACCACCAAGGACCUGGGCAGGGCUCUAGCUCGAUGGGUGGUGGUCACCAAUUGCUCUGAUGGCCUUGAUUAUAAGUCGAUGGCUAAAUGCUUUGCAGGUAUAGCCCAAAGCGGUUGCUGGGGCUGCUUCGACGAGUUCAACCGCAUCAACAUCGAAGUCCUAUCAGUAGUGGCUCAGCAGAUACUGGCUGUGUUACUGGCUUUAUCCCUGUUUCUCAAGAGAUUCGUCUUUGAAGGCUGCGAGAUUAAGCUUGAUGGCAACUGUGGGAUAUUUAUUACUAUGAACCCGGGUUACGCGGGUCGAACAGAACUACCCGACAAUUUGAAGUCAAUGUUCCGUCCGAUUGCCAUGUGCGUUCCCGACUCACUAAUCAUUGCUGAAAACACGCUGUUUUCUGAUGGAUUCACGGCGUAUAAAAUUAAUGCUAAGAAGGUGUUCACUCUAUACCAGUUGGCUAUGCAGCAGCUAUCAAAACAGGACCACUACGACUUUGGUCUACGGUCCAUGGUUGCGUUAUUACGGUAUGCGGGCGUGAAACGACGGGCUUAUCCGAAUUUGCCGGAACAAGAGAUGGUAAUCCUAGCGAUGCGUGAUAUGAACGUGGCCCGUUUGACCGCCAAAGAUGUGCCACUCUUCGACGGCAUCAUGCAAGACAUAUUCCCAGAUGUUGUUGUGCCGACUUUGGAUUAUGAGAUGCUGGAAACGGCUAUAUCCGCAGAGAUGAGGCUGGCUGGCUUACAGCCUGUUAGAGCGGCGUUACAUAAGGUCAUACAGACCUUUGAAACAAAGAACUCCCGCCAUUCGAGUAUCCUCCUCGGUGACACGAACACAGCCAAGACUGUAUCUUGGAAGAUGCUUGCUGCAACUCUAAGUAGACUGAAACGGGAAAAGGUACCGGGCUUCGAGAAUGUACAAGUAAACCCGAUGAAUCCGAAGGCUUUGACCCUGGGGGAACUGUAUGGGGAGUAUAAUUUGGCCACGGGGGAGUGGAAGGAUGGUGUCCUGUCGUCUAUUAUGAGGACUACGUGUCAAGACGAAUCGCCCGAUCAAAAGUGGAUAAUUUUCGACGGUCCCGUGGAUGCUAUUUGGAUUGAAAACCUCAAUUCUGUAAUGGAUGACAAUAAAUUACUAACGCUUGUCAAUAGUGAGAGGAUUUCUAUGCCGCCUCAGGUGUCUCUAUUAAUAGAAACUCUAGAUUUAGCCGUGGCCUCUCCAGCCACAGUAUCUAGAAAUGGCAUGGUGUACAACGACUAUAAAGAUUGGGGUUGGUGGCCGUACGUCAACUCGUGGUUGGAUACCGUUGAUGACGUGGAGUAUAGGGAGAUGCUCCGACGGCACUUCCUGAACAUCCUGACUCCAGUGCUGGAGCUGAAGCGUGUCCACCUGGUGGAAGGUCAGAGUGUGCGGGGACAGGAGCUAACGGGUGUUCGGUGCUUGUGCCGGCUGCUGGGGCUGCUGCCCGCCCCAGCACCACCGCAGCCUGAUGAAGAGGAUAAUGAGGCGCUGUCCAAGAUGAGGUUUUUGUUCGCCAUGAUUUGGUCAGUCUGUGCAACCCUUGAAGAGGAAUCACGACGCAAACUCGACAACUGGGUCCGCGAGCACGAAGGCGUGUUUCCGCUCAAAGACACGGUAUACGACUACUAUGUGGACGAGAGAUUACGGCAGUUUAAACCGUGGGAAGAUAAACUGCCGGAUAACUGGCGGUUUAAUCCUAGCCUAGGUUUCCACAACAUCCUAGUACCCACGGUAGAAUUCAUCCGUCUACAAAUAAUCGCGCUAGACAUGCUGAAGGCCGGGCACGGCGUGCUGGUGGGGGGCGGGACGGGCACCGGGAAGACUUUCCUUAUUCAGGGCACGUUGGCGCAGCUUGAUGGAUCCAAGUACAGCACACAAGUCAUUAACAUGUCGGCUCAAACGACGGCUGCUAAUGUUCAAGAUAUCAUUGAAGCUAGACUGGAAAAGCGGACAAAAGGAAAUUACGUUCCUGCUGGAGGCAAGAAGAUGAUAGCGUUCAUGGACGACAUCAACAUGCCGGUGCGCGACGAGUACGGCUCGCAGCCGCCGCUCGAGCUCGUGCGGCUCUGGCACGACUACGGGUAUUGGUUCGACCGCCAGAAGCAGUGGCGGAAGAAUGUCAAGGACAUGGUACUAUGCGGCGCGGCGGGUCCCCCCGGCGGGGCCCGGUCGCCCCUCCCCGCGCGACUGCUGUCUUGCUUCCACGCACUGUUCCUACCGCCCCCCACACACCAGCAGCUGGUCAAGAUAUUUGGCACUAUGCUGUCGCAGCACUUGCACGACUUUGAUGAGGAGACUAAGACUAUUGGAAAAAUAGUACUAAUCGCAACUAUAGACAUGUUCAACAACAUUGUCGCUAAGUUGUUGCCGACACCGAGUAAGAUGCACUAUCUCUUCAAUUUGAGAGAUAUAUCCAAGAUUUUUCAGGGAUUGCUAAGAAGUAAUAAGGAUUAUCAAAAUACAAAACCUCGUUUCCUACGUCUCUGGGUUUGUGAAUGCUUUAGAGUGUUCUCCGAUCGACUCACUGAGGAAAAAGACCGCGACUGGUUCAUGGGGCAGAUGGGCGACAUGUUGGGCAAGCACUUUGAGCUGACGUUCCACGCACUUUGCCCCACCAAGAGUGCCCCCAUUUUUGGACAUUUCCUCAACCCGUUUGAGGUGUACGAUGAUCUGAAUGAUCCGAAUGCUCUUCGGAGGUACAUAUCCAACCAGAUGGAAGAAUACAACAGCUGUCCAGGUGUUGUCAAAAUGGAUUUAGUUCUUUUUAAAGAUGCAAUAGAGCACAUAGUGCGAAUCGUACGUGUGGUAUCGCAGCCGCGUGGGCACAUGCUGUGUGUGGGCAUCGGGGGUUCCGGACGGCAGAGUUUGACUCGUGUCGCGUCAUACAUUUGCGAGUGCAACUCGUUCCAAGUUGUUGUUACUAAAACGUAUGGCGUUAAAGACUUCAGGGAGGAUUUGAAGGUAUUAUACACCAGCUGUGGCGUCGAUUGCAAGAAAACGACGUUCAUUUUCUGCGACACGCAAAUUGUAGAAGAGACAUUCACAGAGAUUAUAAACAACUUGUUGAGCAGCGGCGAAGUUACCAACUUGUAUAAGCCGGAUGAGUUUGAAGAUAUAAAACAAGCUCUAGAGAAGCCAAUGAAGAAUGCGAAUCUACUACAAACAGCAGAGUCGGUGUAUCUAUUCCUUGUGGACCGCGUGCGGACUAACAUGCACAUUGUGCUGUGCUUUAGUCCUAUUGGAGAUGAGUUCAGAAACCGCAUCCGCCAAUAUCCAGCUCUAAUAAACGCAACAACAACAAAUUGGUUUCUGGAAUGGCCGCGAGAGGCGCUGCUCGAAGUGGCCUACAAGUUCCUGGAUGGGGUGGAAUUGCUGGCUUCUAUCACUGGACCUAGGGUCCGUCGCAAAGAAUCUCUAGUUGAAUCUCGCGAGGACAUACUCCGCGCGUCCGUAGCGUCCAUAAUGUCGCUCAUUCACUCUUCUGUAGGAAGAUAUUCUGUGCGAAUGUGGCAAGAGAUGAGACGCACUAAUUAUGUUACACCUACCAAUUAUUUGGAGCUAGUUUCGGGGUAUAAGGAAAUGCUCAAAGCAAAGCGUAUAGAAGUAGCAUUACAAGCGAAUAAGCUGCGAAAUGGUUUGGGCAAGGUGGAGGAGACGACUAAACUUGUUGGGCAGAUGUCUGAAGAAUUGGCUGUAGCGCAGGUGCAAGUAGCCGAGUACACGGAGCAAUGUAUCGAAUACAUGGGCGUGAUCAACGUGCAGCAACGCAAUGCAGACGAACAGCAGCGUUCUGUAGCUGCUCGCAGCAAGAAGACCAUGGAAGAGGAGGUGCAGUGCAAGAAGCUGGCUGAUGCUGCCAUGAGAGACCUGGCCAGUGCCAUGCCUGCGUUGGAGGAGGCUGUUAAGGCGCUCGAUGCAUUAAAUAAGAAAGAUAUUACUGAAGUGAAAUCGUAUGCGAAGCCUCCUCAGAAAGUCGAAAUGGUUUUGGAAGCAGUGCUCAUACUCUUACAGAAAGAACCUACCUGGGCUGAAGCGAAACGCCAGCUCGGUGACCAGUACUUUCUGGACCGUUUGCGCGAGUUUGACAAGGACAAUAUAGCGGACAAAACUUUAAAAAAGAUCGGUACUUAUACCGCGAAGCCGGAUUUCGACCCGGAGAUUGUGGGUACAGUGUCGUUAGCGGCCAAGUCGCUGUGUCUCUGGGUACGAGCUAUCGAGAAGUAUGGGAAGGUGUACAAGAUAGUGAAACCCAAAAAAGAGCGUCUGGAAGAAGCGCUCGAGUCUCUCCGCAUGAAGCAGCAGAUACUAGCAGAAGCUCGAGCGAAGUUGCGCGAGCUGAGCGAAAUGAUCGCUCGUCUGCAGAAGGAGUAUGAUGAGAAGGUGGCUCAGAAGGAGGAACUUGAGCGGAAGUCGAGGUUGUUGCAGUUGAAACUGGAAAGGGCGGAGGCCCUCAUCACGGGGCUGUCAGGCGAGAGAGAGCGUUGGGAGUUAACAGUAGAAAGAUUGGACAAGGAGUUUGACAAUCUUCCCGGGGACUGUCUCAUUGCGACCGGAUUUGUCGCCUAUUUGGGACCCUUCGUGUCGGAGUACCGAGAGGCACUUAUGUAUGAUUGGUUUAGUGAGGUUUACAAUGAAGGUGUACCAUGUACUAUGGAUCUCAGUAUGAAAAAUUUCCUCCUCGAUGAUGCUACGUUGCGCGAUUGGAAUUAUAUGGGACUGCCUGAUGACAACUUCAGCGCCGAAAACGGUAUAAUAGUGGUGCGAGCUACAAGAUGGCCGUUAGCCGUCGACCCGCAGGGACAGGCGCUUAUUUGGAUAUCGCGACUUGAAGAGAAGAAUGAUAUACAGAUUGUCGACUUCGGCCAACCGAAUUACCUAAAAAUAAUGGAGACAUGUCUCACCGACGGCAAGCCGGUGAUAGUACAGAAUGUGGGAGAAGUUCUAGAUCCUUCUAUCGCACCGAUACUAGAUAAGGCGAUUGUUAAGAUUGGCACGGCCUUGGUAAUCAAGUUUAAUGAAAAGAUGGUGCCUUAUAAUACUGCCUUUAAGAUGUAUUUGACUACUAAGCUUGGCAACCCAGUAUACACACCAGAAACACUAACAAAGACGACAAUGGUGAACUUUGCGGUAAAGGAACAAGGUCUGACGUCACAAUUGCUCGGUAUCGUAGUUCGCAAGGAGCGGCCGCAACUUGAGCUGAUGAAGGAUAACCUGGUUAUGACGAUUGCGCAUAAUAAGAAAGUUCUGGUGGACCUAGAAAACGAUUUAUUACGCAUAAUGUACGAAUCUCAAGUACCCUUACUAGAGAACGAGGAACUAUUCGUGACGCUGCAAACUUCGCAACGCACGUCUCUAGAGGUUAAAGAAGCUCUCAUAACUUCGCAAGUUACUGAAAAAGAGAUUGACACUGCAAGACAGGGCUACGUCCCCGUUGCUGUGCGAGCGUCAGUACUGUUUUUUGCCCUGAAUGACCUAUCCCGGAUCGACCCAAUGUACCAAUUUUCACUGGACGCAUAUACAGACCUCUUCACGUAUUCUAUCGACCGCAGUCCGAAAGGCGGGGAAUUGGAGGACAGGAUCAAUAAUCUGAACGAGUUUCAUACGUUCGCUGUUUAUAAAAACACAUGUCGCGCACUAUUUGAACGUCACAAGCUACUCCUCUCGUUCCACAUGGUCUCCCGGAUCCUGUUCCAAAUGGGGAAGAUGAGCAUGCACGAGUAUCUGUUCCUACUCAAGGGUGGGGUGGUUUUGGAUCGAUCUGAACAACCGGACAAUCCUACAAAUUGGAUGCCAGAUAACUGUUGGGAUAAUGUGACCGAGUUAGACAAGUUACCGGGUUUCCACGGUGUUAUUGACGCCUUCGAAACUUUCUCUAAGGAAUGGCGUGAUUGGUACCUACACCCUGAACCUGAGACACAACCGUUAGUCGGCGAAUGGAACGAUGUAUGCAACGAGUUCCAGCGUAUCUUAUUUGUGCGUUCACUACGCGCAGACCGCGUAUCUGCCUGUAUCUCCACUUUUAUUGUCAACACUCUUGGCCCACGCUACGUCGAGCCGCCCGUGCUUGACAUCAAGGCGGCAUGGGAAGAAUCCACGUGGAAGACGUCGCUCCUGUUUGUGUUGUCGCCGGGAGUCGAUCCCACGGCCUCCCUCAUACAGUUGGCGCAAGAUGUCAAGAUGUUCGACAAGUUCCAGUCGCUCAGCUUAGGGCAGGGACAGGCGCCUACAGCUGCGAAGAUGUUAUCGCACGGCAUGAAGGAGGGCGGGUGGGUGUUUCUCGCGAACUGCCACCUGGCCUGCGCCUGGCUCGGCUCGCUGCGGGGGCUGGACAACCCGCGCAUACAUCCGAGAUUCCGGCUCUGGCUGUCUUCCAUGCCUGAUGAUAAGUUCCCGUUAGCAGUGCUGCAGCGUAGCAUUAAGAUGACCACUGAACCACCCCAGGGUUUGAAAGGCAACCUAGUUCGAAUAUUCUCGAACAUAAGCGAAGAGAAGUUUGACGAAGCGACACCAAAGUACCGAAGAUUAUUGUUCUGCGUAUCUUUCUUCCAUUGCACGCUGAUUGCGCGCAAGCGGUUCAGACAGCUUGGCUAUAAUGCUGUGUAUAGCUUUAAUGACUCGGAUUUUGACGUAUCGGACAAUCUCCUAGCCAAUUACCUAGAAGAGUACGAGGAGGUCCCUUGGGACGCGCUGCGUUACUUAUUCGCUAUCAUCAACUAUGGCGGCCAUAUUACUGACGAUUGGGACAAGAGAGUACUCAUAGCGUAUAUCAAUCAGUUCUUCUGUGAGGACGCGCUUGAGACGCCUUUUUAUAGACUAUCAAGCAUCCCGGCAUACCACAUCCCGCGGGACGGCAGCCUGGAGUCGUACCGCGACUUCCUGGACCUGCUGCCGCCGCAGGAACGCGCUGAGUCGGUCGGACAACAUGCCUCCGCUGAUGUCGCUACACAAGCACAGGAUGCACUCAUUAUGUGUUCAACCCUGUUUGCUCUCGCCUCGACUGGUGGAGGCGGUGGAGGGGGAGGGGAGGAUCAAAAGGUGGACGAACUAGCAGCAGAAAUGCUAGUGAAACUACCGUCUAAAAUAGACGUGGAGACCACAGAGCGUAUGAUGGGCCCCGAGAUCGUGAUGCCCAUGUGUGUGUCUCUAUUGCAAGAGAUUGGGUACUACAAUGUGCUGAUAUCUGGUAUUACGAGUGGUUUGAAGGAAUUACGUCGUGCCAUCGAAGGGCUGGUGGUGAUGUCAGAAAUGCUAGAGAUCAUGUACACGUGUAUAUUUGAGGGAAGGGUGCCGGCCUUCUGGCAGAAAGCGCGUCCAUCGAUGAAGCCGCUGGGCUCGUGGUGCCGCGAGCUGUGGCUGCGCGGGCUGCACCUGGGCGGCUGGGCCGGCGCACCCCGCGCGCCGCCCACGCUGUGCUGGCUGCCCGCGCUCGUGGCGCCCACCGGCUUCCUCACCGCCGUCAUGCAGACGACAGCGCGCGGCGAGGGCUGGCCCAUCGACACGCUGUGCUGGGAGUUCACGGUGAUGCCGCUAGAGGAGACCGCCUUCGUGCGACCGCCCAGAGACGGAGGGGUGUAUAUACGAGGGCUAUACCUAGAGGGCGCGAGUUGGAACAAGAAGGAGGGCUACUUGCAAGAGCCGCUGCCGAUGCAACUCGUGUUCCCAGUGUCACCGAUACACUUCAAGCCGGUUAGAAGUACGGGGCGGAGGUUGAAGAAUCGCUACGUGUGUCCAACAUAUUAUUAUCCAAAGCGAAUGGGAGCAUUCGUCGUGGCCGUAGACUUACAUUCGGGGAAGGAAUCUCCGGACUUUUGGGUGAAGCGUGGCACUGCACUACUCUGCACUUUGGCUACUUAGUGUUUAGUGUUAUUUUUA
Messenger RNA from Colias croceus (clouded yellow), 13479 nucleotides. It is a transcript of the gene kl-2, whose product is annotated as dynein axonemal heavy chain 2. The record is from RefSeq and is a predicted model, not a curated record. Gene Ontology annotation, cellular component: dynein complex. The transcript has 80 exons. Bases 1 to 13461 code for a protein of 4486 amino acids. Gene Ontology annotation, molecular function: ATP hydrolysis activity; dynein intermediate chain binding; minus-end-directed microtubule motor activity. Gene Ontology annotation, biological process: microtubule-based movement. Lineage: Eukaryota; Metazoa; Arthropoda; Insecta; Lepidoptera; Pieridae.